Messenger RNA from Cottoperca gobio, 2037 nucleotides. RefSeq names its product ADP-ribosylhydrolase like 1 (gene adprhl1). The transcript has 7 exons. Bases 150 to 1226 code for a protein of 358 amino acids. Lineage: Eukaryota; Metazoa; Chordata; Actinopteri; Perciformes; Bovichtidae. Gene Ontology annotation, biological process: protein de-ADP-ribosylation. Gene Ontology annotation, molecular function: magnesium ion binding; ADP-ribosylarginine-[protein] hydrolase activity. The record is from RefSeq and is a predicted model, not a curated record.
UUCUGUGACUGUGAGUCUGUUGAGGUAUUGAAGAAGAAGAAGCCCAGCUGAAAGGCAUUUGUUUGUGCCAGGAACCAUCUAAAUCCCAGGAGAGGUGUGACAGCUUCAUCAAAGAGAAUACCUUUUUUUGGCUGGGUGAGUCCAGUAUCAUGGAGAAAUUCAAGGCAGCCAUGGUUCUGGGUGCUGUUGGUGAUGCAUUGGGCUACAGAAAGGGCCGUUGGGAAGGCUGCACGUCAGGCAAGAAGAUCCAAGAGGAGCUGGCCUCUCUGGGGGGACUCGAGGUCCAGAAACUAGACCCAGAUAACUGGCCCCUGAGUGAUGCAACGCUGAUGCACAUCACCACAGCAGAAGCACUCAUAACAGAUUACUGGUGUCUGGAGGAUCUGUACCGGGAGCUGGUGCGUCUCUAUGUUGAAGCCAUGGUGUCUCUCCAGGGCAGAGCCCCUGAUCCGACUACAGUGGAGGGCUGUGUUCACCUCAAACCUCACAACUUCCUGCUCGCCUGGCAUACACCCUUCAAUGAAAAAGGAUCUGGGUUCGGGGCAGCUGCCAAGGCCAUGUGUGUGGGUAUGAGAUACUGGCAACCUGAGAGAAUAGACAACCUGGUGGAGGUCAGCGUUGAGAUUGGGAGGAUGACCCACAACCAUCCCACAGGUUUUCUAGGCUCCCUGACAACAGCACUGUUUGCAUCCUAUGCGAUCCAGGGGAAACCUCUCGUGAUGUGGGGCCGCGAGCUCAUGAAGGCCAUCCCUCGGGCUGAGGAGUACUGCAAGAAGACCAUACGACACUUGGCAGAGUAUCAGGAAAACUGGUUCUACUUCGAGGCAAAGUGGCAGUUUUACUUGGAAGAGAGAGAGAUAGAGAGGGAAGAACAGAAUAAACCUUCCUUUCCUGAUCGCUAUGACGCGGAGGAGACAGACAAGAUUUAUAAGCACUGGAGCUCAGAGGGCCGUGCGGGCCGCAGAGGUCAUGAUGCCCCCAUGAUAGCCUACGAUGCCCUGCUGGCAGCAGGGAGUGACUGGGCUGAACUGUGUAAACGAGCCAUGUUUCAUGGAGGUGAGAGUGAAGCCACAGGCCUGAUCGCAGGAUGUCUCUACGGCCUCAUGCAUGGCCUGACUCAGGUUCCCCCAAGCCUGUACCAGGAUUUGGACAAAAGAGGGCAUCUGGAGGAGCUGGGAGAAAAGCUUUACAAAGCAGCCACUGCAGAGAAAUGCACAGACAAGUAAUCCUGCCCUUCAUUGGCCUGAACUGGCUAUCAAAGGAACUGCACAUGGCUGUCAAACUGCUUCCCCUUUGUCCCACACUACACUCUAGUCCUCCUUGGUAGUAUCCCAAUAGACUUAAGUGGCGUCCUGUCCUCUCCCUGCCUCUAUUGCCCUCCUCUGUCUGUUAUGAAUUGGAAAAAUUGACCUGUCCCUGUAGAUGUGAGUCAGAGGAACAUCAAAAGGGAGACCAUUUAGGGUAUUGAGCUUCAGCCUUUUCCGUCAUGAAUGCUUCCCUGUGAGAUCAUCUCUCUGGAGCACUCUGUUUGCAUAAAAGUCAUGUUCUGUUGAUGGCAGGGAGGAAUAACCUGUCUCCACCUAAUAUUAUUAUUGACACUGUGGGAAAAACUGUUCGGCCUUUACAACUUUUAUUUUAACAAAGAAUAUGAAACUAGUUACCCAGUUAAAAUGUACACACAAAAGAUCAUUUCCUUCUCUGACCUUUUCCUUUUUUUUUCCAAAGCUAACCUGUAUUAACAUAAAGCACAUAGUUAUGUUGUGUCAUGGAGUAUCUAAGUCCUCAAAACAUUAAGCAAACAAGAUUGAUAAAGCCUAACAGCAUACGUCUCUCUCCACAAUAAGUUUCAAUAGUUUUGAAUCUACAUACAUCUUUUAAAUGCAUGUAACAUGUGGUGGACAAUUUGAAAUGAUUUGAACUUUUAUGCAUAUCAUUAGUGAGCUGUAGGAUAGUAAUCAUUUUAUCUUCUACUGUGAUCAAAUAUUGUUUGCACUGUUAUGCUCUUGUCAGGUAUUAGUGUAAUAUAUUAUGAAAGCA